AUGUUUUAUAUAAUUGGAUUGGGAUUAUCAGACGAAACUGAUAUCACCAUUAAAGGUCUUGAAGCAAUUAAAUCAUGUGAAAGGAUAUACUUAGAAGCAUACACUAGUGUUUUAAUGGUUUCAAAAGAAAAAUUGGAAGAAUUUUAUGAUAAGAAAUUAAUCCUUGCUGAUAGGGAAAUGGUAGAAUCUCAAAGUGAUAAAAUUUUAUCUAAAGCUGAUAAAAUAAAUGUAGCAUUUUUAGUUGUAGGAGAUCCAUUUGGUGCUACAACUCAUACCGAUUUAAUUUUGCGUGCACGAGAGCUUAAGAUUCCUGUUAAAAUUAUACAUAAUGCAUCAAUAAUGAAUGCAAUUGGGGCAUGUGGAUUACAACUUUAUAAUUUUGGUCAAACAGUUUCAAUCCCUUUUUUUACUGAAUCUUGGCAUCCUGAUAGUUUUUAUGAACGCAUUAAAGAAAAUCGAUCUUUAGGAUUACAUACUUUAUAUAUUAAGGUGAAAGAACAAAGUGAUGAAAAUUUAGAUUUGAAAGAGAUUGAGGAUUUGAAAGAGAUAUUCAUUGAUCAUUAUAUAUAUGAUAUUUGGAAUCCUGGAGCUGAAGAACAAACACUGGAAAGAAUUCGUAAUAAUGAAACAUUCUAA
Molecule: messenger RNA, 636 nt
Organism: Entrophospora sp. SA101
Lineage: Eukaryota; Fungi; Glomeromycota; Glomeromycetes; Entrophosporales; Entrophosporaceae
Source: the annotation of a GenBank genome assembly